AGAUGAUUAUGUUAUUAUCAACAUUUAUAACAUUAUUCAAAAAAUAAUUUAUUUUCCGUUUUCACACAACAUAAUUAUAUAUUUGCUGUUCUGCAAUUCGAAAAGAGACACAUCUGUUAUUUUUCAAGCCUGAAAAACUAUAACUAUGUUUCCACGAACAUUAAUAAAAAAUUGGAUUUCUUUACGUCAUUUUUUUCAUAAACAUUAUGCAAUCCAAUAUAAGGCCAAAAACAUCAAGUACAUUGGUUUUGGUAUAUUCACAAGUAUUUUGGUUUAUAGUACUUCAGGAAUCACAAUAUUCGCAGCACAAAAUGAGUUGGAUAUUAAAAAAUUUAUGGCACAACCUAUUACUGACAUAAAGAAAUUAAAGAAGAAAGAUGAUAUGAAAACAAAAAUGGAAUUGUUAGUGAUGAAAACUCAAGCAGACUUUUGUAAAGCUUUGGAAUCCUUAGAAGAACCAGGCCAUUCUUUUAAAGUUGACAGAUGGGUUAGGAAGGAAGGUGGUGGAGGAAUUACUUGUGUUUUGCAAGAUGGAGUUGUUUUUGAAAAAGCUGGAGUAAAUGUAUCUGUCGUUACUGGUAUGUUACCACCAGGUGCAGUACAACAAAUGAGAGCACGUGGGAAAAAAAUGGGAGAGGGAUUUGUACCAUUCUUUGCAGCUGGUGUAAGUGCUGUAAUUCAUCCUCGAAAUCCCAUGGUUCCAACAAUACAUUUCAACUAUCGUUACUUUGAAGUAGAAAAUUCAGAUGGUUCAAUUCAAUGGUGGUUUGGAGGUGGCACAGAUCUUACACCUUAUUACUUAAAUGAGGAUGAUGUAAAACAUUUUCAUAGUACUUUAAAAGCUGCAUGUGAUCAAUAUGAUCCUUCAUAUUAUUCAAAAUACAAAAAAUGGUGUGAUGAUUAUUUUUUUAUUACACAUAGAGGAGAACGUAGAGGAGUAGGUGGUAUCUUUUUUGAUGACAUUGAUACUCCUAGCCAAGAAGAAGCAUUUCAAUUCGUAAGAUCUUGUGCAGAAGCUGUUAUUCCUUCUUACAUUCCAUUGGUUGACAAACAUAAAAAUGAUGGAUAUGGAUAUAGUGAAAGACAAUGGCAAUUAUUACGUAGAGGAAGAUAUGUUGAAUUUAACUUAAUAUACGAUCGUGGUACAAAAUUUGGUUUAUAUACACCUGGUGCAAGAUAUGAAAGUAUAUUAAUGUCUUUGCCUUUGUCUGCAAACUGGCAAUAUAUGCAUGAACCACAACCUGAUUCAAAAGAAGCAGAACUUGUUGAUGUAUUGAGAAACCCUAAGGAAUGGUUGAACUAAUAUAAAUAAUAUCCUUUAAUGAAACUAUCAUUUUUUAACAUAAAGCUGUAAUUUGUAGCAAUAAUUUUGAAUGAUGCAGUUAAUUAUCUUUUUCCUAUUUUGUUUACAAGUAUUUUGUACAAUUUUGUACAAGUGGAAUGUUAAUGAAAAAAAAAUGCAAAUUAAAAUAUAGAAUAAGGCCAUAUUUUUAAACCAUUUAAAUAUAUUUUCAAGUAUAAGAAAAGAGUUACAUAUAUAAACUUUAUAUUUAAGGAAUUAAAUACUGUAUAAACUAUAAAUUAUGUAUAAAAAUUGUACCUAUUAUUUUGAUAUACUUUAUAUGAAGGUAAUAUUCUUAUACAUUAUAACUCUAUACAGUCUAGAUGCUUAUAUGUGCACGCAUUAUAUAUUUUAAUAUUAUUUUAAACAUUGUAUACCUUAAAUAUAAUAAUAUGGAUCUUCUCAAAUUAUUUUAGAUGUAUAAAAAGACAAAUGAUGACAAAUUUGAUGUAUUCUCAAAUUUAUUUAGUAAAAUAUUCAGUCUUAGAGUAUAUAUUAUAAAUUACAUAUGUAAUCAUGAAAAUAAUAACAAAAAUUUAUCGUACAAAAAAUCAUUGGUAGAAAUUCAGUUAAAUUAAAUAUAAAAUAUUCUUUAAAUCUAAAUGAUAUAUGAAGGAAGCAGAUUUCAAUAGAUGUAAUGAUUUCAAUUAUGUAAUUCUUGAUCACUCUUUUUACAGAACAAUAUAUAUACAAAGCAAAAAAGGAAAGAGUAUUUUAAAAUUCACAAAAAUAUGGAGUUGUUUGUUUAAUUAUGUACAAUUUUCUCUGAAUAAAUACACAUCCAACAAACAA
This is a messenger RNA of Bombus pyrosoma, 2134 nucleotides long. RefSeq names its product oxygen-dependent coproporphyrinogen-III oxidase (gene Coprox). Gene Ontology annotation, cellular component: mitochondrial intermembrane space; cytoplasm. The transcript has 2 exons. The coding region runs from base 146 to 1303 and encodes 385 amino acids. NCBI's taxonomy places the organism in Eukaryota, Metazoa, Arthropoda, Insecta, Hymenoptera, Apidae. The record is from RefSeq and is a predicted model, not a curated record. Gene Ontology annotation, molecular function: coproporphyrinogen oxidase activity.